Messenger RNA from Nerophis lumbriciformis (worm pipefish), 1956 nucleotides. RefSeq names its product cyclin K (gene ccnk). The record is from RefSeq and is a predicted model, not a curated record. Gene Ontology annotation, molecular function: cyclin-dependent protein serine/threonine kinase regulator activity. Gene Ontology annotation, biological process: regulation of transcription by RNA polymerase II. NCBI's taxonomy places the organism in Eukaryota, Metazoa, Chordata, Actinopteri, Syngnathiformes, Syngnathidae.
GUGACGUCAGACGCAUGCGCACUAGUAUUCACGACCCACAAUGUCUGCGUCCUCGUUACAAUGGACUCCACUUGCUAGCUAACGCUCUUCAAUCAACUUGGUUUAGUUUCGCAGGCGUCUGGACGCACUUGUUAACCGACGGCGUCAUGUUAAAGCAGGUUGGCACUGCGGGCCCGUCCUGCGUCAUCGCCUCCCCUCAGCAAAUGAAGGAGUUCAAAGACCUGUCCACGACAGGCCAGGCCAUGUUGGACCACAUCAAGCCGUGCUGGUACUGGGACAAGAAGGACUUAGCCCACACCCCCUCCCAGUCUGAAGGUCUGGACCCUGGCACGGAGGCCCGCUACCGCAGAGAGGGGGCUCGCUUCAUAUUCGAUGUGGGCACACGGCUUGGCCUACACUACGACACGCUGGCGACGGGCAUCAUCUACUUCCACCGCUUCUACAUGUUCCACUCCUUCAAACAGUUCCCAAGAUAUGUGACCGGUGCUUGUUGUCUCUUCCUGGCGGGCAAAGUGGAGGAAACGCCCAAAAAGUGCAAAGAUAUCAUCAAGACUGCACGCAGUUUGCUCAACGACGUGCAGUUUGCUCAGUUUGGAGACGACCCAAAGGAGGAAGUGAUGGUGUUGGAGAGAAUUCUCCUCCAAACGAUCAAGUUCGACCUGCAGGUGGAGCAUCCUUACAUGUUCCUUCUGCGCUAUGUCAAGCAGCUCAAAGGAGAGAAGAACAAAGUGUGCAAGGUGCUUCAAAUGGCCUGGACCUUCGUCAACGACAGUUUGUGCACCAUGCUGUCACUGCAGUGGGAGCCAGAGAUCAUCGCGGUGGCCGUCAUGUACCUCGCUGGUCGCCUCUGCAAGUUUGACAUCCAGGAGUGGACCGCCAAGCAGUCGUCACGCCGCUGGUGGGAGCAGUUUGUCCAGGAUGUCCCUGUGGAGCUGCUGGAAGACAUCUGCCAUCAGAUCCUGGACCUCUAUUCCCAUGGCAACAAGCCCAUCCCGCAGCAGAUGCAGGAAAAGGAGCGAGGGCCCCCUAUGCCCCCUGUCCCUCCGAUGCCGCAGGCUUUGCCCCAAGCCGCAAACCCUCCCCCUCCGCCGGUGAGGAAGACGUCCCCUCAAGGAGGAAGCCCAGCACGCCAGCUGAAACGUGCACACACCUCCCCCAAGGAAGACGCCAAGCCCCCAGAACAAGUUGGAUUAAAGAUUCCUCGCCUGGAGAGCCCCAUGCCCCCCCUGCCCACAUCCCAGCCACCCACAGAGCGUAAAUUGGCCGCUCCAGCCCCUCCCACCGAAGCAGAACCACAGAGUGAAGUUGCUCCCCCACCUCCUAGCCAGCCCCCUCCCCUUCCACACCGGCCCCCGCCACCGCCGCCCUCCAACUACGUCAUGUCCACCACCAGCUCCUACAUGUCAGGUGAGGGCUACCAGAGUCUGCAGUCCAUGAUGAAGACCGAGGCCCCCUCCUAUGCUCCGCCCAUGCUGCCCACCUAUGCCCCCCCCAUGCCCUACCACGUCUACCCUCCGCCCACAGCUCCCCCCCCAGGCCCGCUCCCACCUUCCAGUUACCCACCGCCCACUAUGCCUCCAACAUAUCCGCCACCGGGCUACAACAGUUACCCUCCCCCACACAUGCCCACUCAUGUACCCCCUCCUGGCAUAGGCCUCCCCCCCACUGGGUACCCUCCCCCUGUUCAGGGUCAAAAUCAGGUGCCCCUGCCCCACCCACCUGGGAUCCCAAUGAACCGUGGAAGCUGGAUGAGAUGAUUUCAGCAAAUAGACUGGGCCGCACAAUCUAUACCUUUUUUUUUAAAUUUUUACUUUAAACAACAUGAAACAUUCAUUUAUCUUUUUGGCGCCAUCUUGAAGUGCACCGAACACUGGAUCUUCUCAUUUCUACAUUUCAGACGUAGAAGCUCUUUUGUCACGCAGCUUUCAAUUUGUCAUCGUGAUGCUUACAAAAUAA